AGGCUUUGGCCGUGACGCAAUGCGGACGCGCGGCGCCCUCCUUCUCCUCGCCCUCUCCUUCGUCGGGGGCCUGCGCCCCCGCGAGCGGUCGCUCCCGUCCCUCGCGGCUCGGCUCCGCGGCGGCGAGAGCUUCUGGGGUCCCGGCGACGACGACGCCGACGCGGCCCACGAGGAGUCGCUGCCCGACCACGCGCCCGAGGACGACGACGACGACGACGACGACGAGGCGCGCGCGGCGAAGGCGGCCCAGCGCUGGACGCGGCGCGCCUUCGAGGCGGCCCACGAGGGCCGGUCCGGCGCGGCCGCGUCGGCCUUCAAGCGCGCGCUCCGCCUGACGCCGGGCGACGCUCCCUACCGCGCGGCGCUGCUCAUCAACGCCGGGUCCUACCUGGCCUUCAGCGGGCGCAGCGACGACGCCCUGCCGCCGCUGCGCGAGGCGGCGUCCCUCGCCCCCGACGAGCCGCGCGCGCUCCACGCGUUGGGCAACGCGCUCCACCAGUGCGACGCGCCCGCCGACGCGCUCGAGGUCUACGCGCGCGCGCUCCACUGCGCGCCCUCGGAGGACUUCCCGCCGAACGCGCCCCUGCUCAACAACGUCGCGACGAUCCUCCUCGCGACGGGGGAAAGGGAUCUGGCGACGGCGUCGCUCGAGCGGAGUUUGGAGAUCGAACCGCACGCGCCGGGCACGCUCUUCAACCUCGCCACGGCGAAAUACGGCGCGGCGCUCGACGCCGCGGCGGUGUCGUCCCAGCGGCGCGUGGCGCUGGCGACGGGCGGGCGCGCGCGGGUCCGCGCGGCCUUCUCCUCGGGGCUCUACGGCGAGCCCUCGUCGGCGUUCCGCGACGUGCUCGACCUCCUCGACGCCGCGGAGCCCCACGCGCCGCCGGGGUCGCCGCUGCGGGAGCGGGUCCUGGCGCUCCGGGCCUGCGCGUCGAACCGCGUGCCCGGCCGCGCGGAGCACGCGGCCGCGGACUUCGAGGACGGGCCUCGGGCGCUGCGCUGCCGGGCCCACGUCGAGCUGGGGUUGGCGCUCGCGCGCGACGCGUCGGCGCUCGACGAGGCGCUCGACCACCUCUUCCUCGCCGCGGAGCUCGGCGCCGGCGCGCCGAAGAUGGUCGAGGACGACGCCUCCGCGCCGCGGCUCGAAGCCCACGACGACGUCCGCUUCGCGCGCGUCGUCGCGUCGCUCACGCACAACGACGCGCGCGCGGCCGUCGACGCGCUCAUCCGCCACGUCCGCGCCGCGGCGGACCGCGCGCCCGCCGCGCCGCCGCCGGAGCCCAGGCCCAGCGGCGACGACGACUUCUAGGCCGCCCGCCUUUUCUCCUAACCAGUCCCCCGCU
Molecule: messenger RNA, 1343 nt
Organism: Aureococcus anophagefferens
Lineage: Eukaryota; Pelagophyceae; Pelagomonadales; Pelagomonadaceae
Exons: 2
Coding region: 20-1309 (429 amino acids)
Molecular function (GO): protein binding
Source: RefSeq, a predicted model, not a curated record